Messenger RNA from Vespa velutina, 979 nucleotides. RefSeq names its product phospholipase A2 inhibitor-like. The transcript has 2 exons. Gene Ontology annotation, molecular function: protein binding. Bases 48 to 872 code for a protein of 274 amino acids. Lineage: Eukaryota; Metazoa; Arthropoda; Insecta; Hymenoptera; Vespidae. The record is from RefSeq and is a predicted model, not a curated record.
GAGAUGCAGAAGUAAAACGGACGAGUAGUCUCUUAGUAAAAGGCAGAAUGAAAGGAUCCAAGUUGUACGUGGUUCUUGUCUUAGCGACAACAAUAUCAUUUUCUUUCGCUGAACUUUGUGAUUUGGAGAAACAACCGGGAUGGUACAAAUGUCAAGGUCUUUCGAGUUUAGCAGAAUUGGCCUCGUUACCGGACUCCGUGGUUGGGCUUAAAUUGGUGAAGUCUAACAUCAGCAAUAUACCAAGCGACGCAUUCUCAAGAUUUGCCGGUAGUCUGAUAGAAUUGAGGAUCACCGGAUGUUCUCUUGAGAAGAUAGAAGACGAUGCAUUCAAAAGCCUCGAUAAACUGGAGACGCUCGACUUGUCGAACAAUCGGAUCGUAGCGAUCGAGACAUCCUGGAUACGGGGAUUGUCGAAUUUGAAGGAAUUGAUCGUUUUCAAAAAUCAAAUUCGUAAGAUCGAUUCAGAGUUUUAUGGUCUAUUACCGAAACUCGAGUUACUCGAUAUAGCUUACAACGAAUUGGUCGAUUGUAUUGCCGAAUCGAACAUAAAAAAAUUGACAAAUUUAAAGUUAAUAUUAAUAGCGGGCAAUCCAUGGUCUUAUCGUUGUAGAUCGGAAAUGACUUAUAUGUUAAAACGUAGUAACGUUAAUUGGAUAAAGGAUUGGUCCGUUGGGGAUCUUUUGAUCGAGGAGUGUCUAGCGCACGAACCUAAUGCCAAAACCGACGACGCGAUCUUAAAGAAAUGCGUCGAUAGAAAAUCAUUCGAAUCAAUUGGUCCGAUAUUACCGAAUUUGGAAAAGAAAGUAGAGGAAUUGUCAAGUAAGGUCGAGGAAUUGAAAAACGAGGUGAACGACCUUAAGAAAAAGUCUUAAAUUGAAACUUUGAAAGUACUCGUUUCUUCUUUCUUGGUUUAUCUGUCAUUUUAAAUAUCAAAUAUGAACAAUGAUUGAUAUUAGAUGAUAUUAUUAUUUCAACGAAA